CCAUUUUUCCCGUUUUUUUUUCUUCCGAAUUUGACGGAUCUGUGAAAAUUUUUUCCAGUUUUGUGCAAAAUCUCUCAAAUUAGUGAAUUAGUCGACACGGUGGCAGGAUGGAGAGUCGAAUAAUAAAGCAAAAUAUCGAGGAACUUUCAUCAGUGGCGGAUAAUAGGGCAAUUUAUAGGAUUCUCACGAAAAUCCGAACUGACGUGAAGACGCGUGAAAAUAUUGAGAUUUUCCUCACAGAAGGGGGACUCAGCCCCCUCAUUGAGCUCAUAAAGAAGCCAAAUGAGAAAAUCAUCGAUGUCUCUCUCAGUAUCCUUGGGAAUUGUUGCACAGUGGAGAAAUGUGCCAAAAAGGCGGGUGAAUUGGGUGUUGUUGCUCCUCUGAUCUUACUCCUGAGCACCAUGACCAGUGACAGUAUUCAAUGCCGGGUUUGUCGCAUUCUGGGCAAUAUUGCAGCUCUUGAUGGUAUCGCUGAGGCAAUUUCUUCCCGUGGCGUCUCGAGUAUUCUCUUGACAAUUCUCGAUGAUACAAAGCCUAUUGCUACCCUGGUUAUGGCUGUGCGUCUUGUCAGUAAACUGUGGAAAAUACAAUCAUUCCGAAUGGAAACUUGUAAGAAUGGAAUGGCUAAAAGGAUGAUGAUGAUUCUCAUCAAGCAUUCACGCAAUGUUGGAGUUCCAACUGCUGUGGUUGCCAAAGAGCCAGAUGCUCUGGCUAAAAUGCAUCCCAAGAAGGAAUUUCGUGAAAGUACCCGAAAAAUGUUCAAUUCGAUGGUGAAGAAUCUUGAGAAUGCCCGGAGUGAUGUAUUUGACUAUAGUGUCUUGGGGAAGGAUCAGCCACAAGAUAUGAAGACUGAGGAAUUUCUUGCACCAACGGAACCUGAUAAAUGUGAUCUUUUCAAUGGGAUCCUGCGAUGCCUGCAAAUGAUGGUGAAGGAUGAGAAAGUGUUUAUGGAUCAUCAGAUAAAUGCCGAUGGGAAUGGCUUCAAGUGUCUAAUGGCACUGUGCAAGGGUCAAUUCAGAGUUCUAGUCCUAUCAAUUCUGUCUGCAUUGGCCUUUGAACAAUUUACGCGAUACGAUAUGGGAUGUGCCCAUGCUGUAUCCAUGGCCAGUGAAUUGCUCCAGUGCUACAGUUCGGGUGAUCCUGACAGUUUUCUAACGGACCUAGAAGUGAGAUGCUGUGUCAAUAUCAUAUGCUUACUGGCCAGUGAAGCAUGCAAUAGAGCAAAAAUUCGUCAUAGCGAUGCCCUUAAGAUUCUUCUGCAGCGUUUCCGGGAGACUCAGUGUCGGCAGGAAUUGGAUAUGAUCAUGUACGGUUUUACAUUCUUCAAGUAUGACCAGAUGAGUAUAUGUUUGUUGGUGCGGGAAGGUUUAAUUGGGGCUCUGAUUAAGAGAUUGACGGAGGAGUUGGUGGAAGCUAAGGUGGAUCAUGUACCCAUUAAAAAGCCCAUUGAAAUCAAAUUGGCCAAGAGGAAGAGGUUCAAGGCUUCAGAUAUUGACAUAAUCAUGAAGCGUUUGAGGAGCAAUAGUCCCAUGUGCUCGAAUUUCGCCGAACCGGGUUCGCCGAACAGCAGCAGCGGCAUGAAUGCCAAUCAUGGCAGUCCGAGUAGUUUCUGCAGCAUCUCACCCAAGAGUGCUUCACCGCGGAGCACAGAUUUGGAGUCUGACGAUGAAUCAGCCACAUACUCGCCCGUGUGCAGUGACAGUGACGAAGACAUGCCACUGAGGAGAGCCAAGGAAAAACGAGAUUUGCCAGCUGUAGAGAUUGCCGUGGUGGAUGUCGAUGAGAAUACCACAGAGAGUCUCGAUGUAGGCUUAAUUGAUAUUGAGCCAUCGACACAUGAGAAUGCCCUCCUGGAAGCCAUGGUGGAGAAGGACACAAAAGAAAUUGAAUCAGAGAUAUCGACUAUUCAGCGAAUUCUUCUGCUACUGCGAGAUAUGCCACGGAUGCUGCCUCAUGCUCCCGAACUGGCCAAAAUGGAGAGUUUGACAGCUCUCAUAAAAACAUGUCGUUUCAUCUCUAAUCCCCAAGCCUACUGCAACAACAUUCUCUACUUCGUGGUUCAGGACACAAAGAAUUUCGUUCCAUUGCUGCAAAAUGACUUUGUCAUUGAUGUUUACAAACUCAGGCAUACAGGAUACGAUCAUACAGACUGCCAAUCGUGUCAGGAGAUGAUAUCAAUUAGCAUCUCAGUUCUGAGUGCUCUGACGGGGAUUGCAGAAUCGGGAUAUGGACGUGGGGAAUUGGCUCACUAUCUGCUCACUGGGGAGCAAGAGAUGAGAAAACAUGUGGCAAUCCUAACGACAUUUAUUAUCCGGGAACCCAAAUUCCUCUACACCUUCCUGGUGGAUCACAGUGCUCUCUACACCAUCAUGGAGAUUAUCCUGACGGACGAUAAGGAAUUGGGCGAAAAGGCGUGCCUGGGCAUUACUGCCCUGGCGAACAAUCUUAAUAUCUGUGAUAGCAAUGACACGGAUAAUUCUGACCAUCCCACGUACGACGAGGAAAACUACUCUACAGCUUGCGAUGGGGAUGCAAUCUCAUUUGUGGUGAAAGAUAGUCAAAGGGUGGACUUUAGCGAAAACAUCUUGAAGCACAUUAGCGAUGUUUUCUACUCAAUGCUCACCAGUGACUUCAAGGAGUCCAUCAACAGGGAAAUUCACAUUGCAGACAUCAGUGUGGCUGGAAUCAAGUACUUCCUCAAUUUGAUUAUGCUCAGUCGAUCAGAUUCCUUGGAAAGUGUCCCUUUGGCAUUUUCCAUGACGCCCGCUCUCGAAGCCUACGAGCUCUCUAUCCGGUACAUGCUGUCGGACAUUGAAACUGCCCUUUUGGGUGUCAUCCGGAAAAUUGUCAGUGAAAUUAAUGUUCUCAGUGUCUUUGAAUGGGCAAUGAUGAACAACAAUCGUCAAUUGUUAGAAAUUUCUGUUUAUUACUACCUCAGUUCGGACAUUUGUGGCAAGAAAAAGCUCUUGAUGUACCGUGAAGCGGAUCUAUCAGAGUAUGGGACUCAGUGGAAUCAGCUCAUUCUGGAUACCAUUGUGGACAAAUGUGUGGCAUCGAUGGAAGUAUCAUAGGGAUCUCAAUGGAAGGGUUGUCCAUUCUUCAUGCGACCCACCUCAAAUUCAAUCAUCAUCUCACCAUAACCACUCGUUGGUAGAGUAUCGGCGAUCCACUUGAUGGUGAGAUAGUGACUGGAGCCCUCAUGAUGGCCCACCUUGAUGAAUGUCUUGUACUCUGUCGGCUUCACAGGGCACCACUUUCCAUUUCCACUGGCAGUCAAUGCACGAUGCUCGCACAGAUCCUGCUGAUUCAUGGGCACGUAUUUACCGGACUUCAACUUGAAGAACCGUUCGAUCUCGAGACUUACCUAUAAGUUACGGAAUAAAUAAAUAUUGAUUGUAUUGGAUGAAAUAAAAUUUAAUUGACUUUUGUAGUAAAACAA
Messenger RNA from Phlebotomus papatasi, 3439 nucleotides. RefSeq lists its product as uncharacterized. NCBI's taxonomy places the organism in Eukaryota, Metazoa, Arthropoda, Insecta, Diptera, Psychodidae. The transcript is spliced from 2 exons. Gene Ontology annotation, biological process: anatomical structure morphogenesis. The record is from RefSeq and is a predicted model, not a curated record. Gene Ontology annotation, molecular function: protein binding. Gene Ontology annotation, cellular component: cytosol. Bases 108 to 3071 code for a protein of 987 amino acids.